Messenger RNA from Nothobranchius furzeri (turquoise killifish), 3324 nucleotides. NCBI's taxonomy places the organism in Eukaryota, Metazoa, Chordata, Actinopteri, Cyprinodontiformes, Nothobranchiidae. The record is from RefSeq and is a predicted model, not a curated record.
GGGACUGGAAGGGGGUGUAAACAGAGGGAUGGAGCAGAUGGAGAAAAGGGCUGAGCCAAGCAGACAGACACAAGUCUGGGUUUAUGGGACGCAAAUGGACUGAACGCAGCUUGUCGUCUGAUUCACUUUGGGAAUUUUGACUGAAACUUCUGUUCCAUGCUUCUAAGAAGAAUGAGAUCUCUGAUUCUCUUCCUCCUCGGCAUGUUGACCUGCAACGCUGGGCGGCUGGACCGACUCGUCACAUUCAAAGGUCAAAAUGUCUCAGCAGUCCAAAGCAGCACUGGAGAGAAUCCAUGUGAAGCCACCCCUCUGGAUUUUGUCUUUGUGAUCGACAGUUCUAGAAGCAUUCGCCCCAACGACUACGAGAAGGUUAAGACAUUCAUCAUCCAAAUACUUCAGUUUCUUGACAUUGGCCACAAUUCAACACGAGUGGGUCUGCUCCAGUAUGGCAGUGUGGUGGAGCCUGAAUUCUCCCUCAACACCUAUAACUCCAGGGCACAGGUGGAACAGGCUGUGAGGGACAUGAAGCAUCUUGCCACGGGGACCAUGACUGGCCUGGCAAUCCAGUACACCAUGGAGGUAGCCUUCACUAAGAAACAGGGAGCCCGAGCCGUCCACCUGCACAUUCCACGCAUCGCCAUGAUUGUGACUGAUGGUAGACCUCAGGACACAGUAGAGGAGGUUGCAGCUGCAGCGAGGCAAGCAGGGAUCCAGAUUUUUGCUAUCGGAGUAGGCAGGGUGGACAUGAAGACUUUGAAGGCCAUCGGUAGUGAGCCUCACUCUGAGCACGUCCACCUGGUGGCCAACUUCAGUCAGAUAGAAACCCUGAUUUCUGUGUUCCGGUCCGCUCUGUGUGGAGGAUCAGAGAUGUGUGAAGUGGUGGACCAUCAGUGCCAGCACAUCUGUGUGAGCAGCCCCGCCUCAUUCAGAUGCAAGUGCAAAAAAGGCUUCACCCUAAACUCUGACGGCAAGACGUGUAAAGCUGAUGACACGUGUGCUGUGGUGGAUCAUGGAUGUGGCCAUAUCUGUGUUAACCUGCCUGAUGGAUACGAGUGCCACUGCCAUCCAGGAUAUGAGCUCACCGUAGACCAGAAGACAUGCAACAGAAUAGACUACUGUGACCUGGGAAACCACGGCUGUGAGCAGAACUGUGUCAGCGUUCCAGCGUCCUACAUCUGCAGGUGUAACAAGGGCUACGUACUAAAUCUGGACGGCAAGACCUGCAGUAAAAUCGACCACUGCGCUGACGGGACCCAUGGCUGUGAGCAGGAGUAUGUGAACACAGACGACAGCUGUGUGUGUAGAUGCAGAGUGGGAUUCACGCUCAAGCCAGAUGGAAAAACCUGCAAAAAAAUCGACCACUGCUCUGACGGGACCCAUGGCUGUGAACAGGAGUAUGUGAACACAGACGACAGCUGUGUGUGUAGAUGCAGAGUGGGAUUCACGCUCAAGCCAGAUGGAAAAACCUGCAAAAAAAUCGACCACUGCUCUGACGGGACCCAUGGCUGUGAGCAGGAGUAUGUGAACACAGACGACAGCUGUGUGUGUAGAUGCAGAGUGGGAUUCACGCUCAAGCCAGAUGGAAAAACCUGCAAAAAAAUCGACCACUGCGCUGACAGGACCCAUGGCUGUGAGCAGGAGUAUGUGAACACAGACGACAGCUGUGUGUGUAGAUGCAGAGAGGGAUUCACGCUCAAACCAGAUGGAAAAACUUGCAAAAAAUUUGACCACUGCGCUGACAGGACCCAUGGCUGUGAGCAGGAGUAUGUGAACACAGACGACACCUGUGUGUGUAGAUGCAGAGAGGGAUUCACGCUCAGACCAGAUGGAAAAACCUGCAAAAAGACAGAGUGCCAUGACGGCAUCAUGGAUGUAGUUUUUGUGAUCGAUGGCUCUAAGAGUCUGGGCCCAGCCAACUUUGAACUGGUCAAACAGUUUGUAAACGGCAUGGUGGACUCGCUGAACAUCUCCAGGAUGGGCACACACGUCGGCCUGAUCCAGUACUCCACUAAGGUGCGCACAGAGUUCACCCUGAGUCAGUAUGUCACAGCGCAGGGCAUCAAGCAGGCUGUGGCCCAGAUCCAAUACAUGGGCAGGGGCUCCAUGACAGGCUCAGCCUUGCGCCACAUGUUUGAGUCCAGCUUUUCAGAUAAAGAAGGAGCCAGGCCAAACGUCCCACGAGUCGGCAUCGUAUUCACUGAUGGGAGGUCCCAGGAUGAUGUUUCUGAGUGGGCCAGGAAAGCAAAGACCUCUGGGGUCACCAUAUUUGCCCUGGGUGUGGGGAAAGCCAUAGUGCAGGAGCUAAGCGAAAUCGCCUCGGACCCUGAUGAGAUGCACCUCUACUAUGCUGAGGAUUUUGAGAAAAUGGGAGAAGUUUCAAGGAAACUCAAGUCCAGGAUAUGUAAAGCUGGAAGAUCUCCUCAGGCAGCCUCCUGUGUGGAGAGUGAUCUGGUUUGGUUUUUUCAUAUCAAUUCAUCAAAAUCUUUAACAUGAUUACUUGAAGCUAUGACGAAGAAGCUGGAGACUCUGGAGAACCAGCUCGUACCUAAAUGAAGACAUGCUCCCUCUGAUGGACUCAACCACUCAUGCUGGAUCAUGUGCUGCUUGUAAUAUGUUAACUAAUGAUCUGUUAGCCCUGCACACAUGUCAGCCUUUCAUCACAUUAUAAUUUUAUUCAAUGGAAUUAAACAAAAGCUAUUUUGGACAUUACAAUCAGUUUCUGCCAACAUUAACUUUGUGUGAUCAAAACUCAUCUGUUGUCUUUAAAUGACUCGAAUCUCUAAAACGUUGCAGCAGCUCACGUGGAAGACUUUUUUUUUUUGUUAUGCCAGAAAAAUAUAAUUUUCACCAGACAUCUUGGUGUGAUUUCUGCCGUAACCAUGUAAAUAAAUAUAACGGCAUCAACCUCUAUAGGAGUUCUGACAUCAAGUUGUGUUUGUAACCCAAGCAGCUGUCCCCGUGUCCCGUCUGGCUGUAGAGCAACGGGUGCUGAAAACAAGGAGCAGUUUUACUCUCAUAGCUGGAGCACUAUAGCUUCAGCUAUGAUGCCUCACCUCAUAUCACAACUAUCAGAAAUAUUUUCAGUUGUUCUAAAGCCCAACAAUACGGAGACAGAAAUGAAGGAUGUAGAAGAAUCUGCUUCUAGACCUGAACACAAACGGGGGGACUCACCAGAACCAAAAUAUCACUGUAACCUCUGACAGAACCACUCCGAACAUCAGAACCAUCCCCUUGGGUUGUAACACCUAUUAUAAGAAAGCUCCUAGUUUAGAAUGAAAGGUGUUUCCCUCACCCUGUUGGUACACAAUAAACCUGCUUAAGUCA